AUGCGUUUCUUUCUAGUUCUCCUUCUAAUUGUAUUGAUCUAUGUAACAUUCAUAGCCGCUGCUCAAAAUAAGACAAAUGUCAUUAAGGUCCAUCCCGGUCAAUGUCCUGUGCAUCUAAUAAGGUGCAUGAUAAAAUGUCCUAUGAUGAUAAAUGACAGUUGCAAAAACGCCAAGCCUCCAUGUUGCACAACUGAUGAACAAUGUCCAAAGAAACAAAAAUGUUGUCAACCAGCUUGUGGCUGUUGGAAAGUGUGCACUAAUGUUGCAACCUAA
Rotaria socialis is the source of this 273-nucleotide messenger RNA. The record is from the annotation of a GenBank genome assembly. NCBI's taxonomy places the organism in Eukaryota, Metazoa, Rotifera, Eurotatoria, Philodinida, Philodinidae.